This is a messenger RNA of Vavraia culicis subsp. floridensis, 1098 nucleotides long. RefSeq lists its product as uncharacterized. NCBI's taxonomy places the organism in Eukaryota, Fungi, Microsporidia, Pleistophoridae. The coding region runs from base 1 to 1098 and encodes 365 amino acids. The transcript has a single exon. The record is from RefSeq and is a predicted model, not a curated record.
AUGGUAGUUCAGGGGUUCAUUCAUAUGAUGCCGUAUAUUAUUCCGCUAUUGCUGUGCACAUACACCAUGAGCUAUCACUUCAUCGGCAUAAACCGUACCACAAGAAAUGUGACCUUUCCAACGGGGAGCGAUAGCAUUUAUAUUAUGAGGAAGAACCCUCACCAGAGCAUCGUAACGGUUGUAUAUCCAAAUAACAGGCAGGAAAAAUUUGAAGUAGACAAAAUUGCCUUUGCGUACGACGUGGACACGCACAAGUUCGAUAUAAUCGAGUUAAGUGACUCGGACAGACGGAUGAAUAAAAAAGUAGAACCGGAUGACAGGGAUAAAAAGGCGGAUCAGAACGCAAAUGACAAUACAGCUAAGUAUUUUAAUAAUAAGGCAGUCCUCAACUCACUAAUACCGACAAAUCUGGAAAUUAUGGAUGAUUUGAAAGAGCGCUGUGCUUUCAAGCUCAUCGAAAUGAUCUAUGCCACUUUCUUUCUCAGGAUACGUGUACGCUUUCACAGCGAUUAUCUUUACAUCUACAUCGACAGGUCGGAUAUAAUUCCCUAUAACAUUAUACAUUUACCUGAAAUUGGCAAGUACAGCUUUCAAUACAAUAAUUUCAUGGAUCUACUGAAGCUCAUGAUCGAACACAAAACACCGAUAGAGCUGACCGAUGACGAUACUUUAAACACCGUUGGUGUGUUUAUAAGCAACGGUUUCCUUGAUGACAGCAUAAUAUUGAUGAAAAGAGACAUGAUAGCCUGUCUUCACGGGCUGAAUGUCCGUUUCAUUUUUUACCCCGAGAGGAGGAGUUCGUUUGAACAAAGUACGACUGUAAUCAAAUUCAAGGGCGCAAAUUUAUACCUGUGGUCGAUGAUAAGUAAUAGGUUCGAAACUCUGAGAAUAAAAAGAAGCAAAAUCGCGUACAAAGUGUCACAAAAAUAUUUUGAGUCCCUGAAACCUACUCAGUUGCAUGGAACACUGCAAAAAAUGCCUGGAAAUAAGGAGGGACUGGAGUUUUUGAAGAAAAUUAUCCAAAACAUCGAUAAAUAUAUGAUCAAACAGAGGCUCAUGGUUAGCAUAUCGAACGGUAUGGUGAAUUAUGACCUUUAA